This is a messenger RNA of Labeo rohita (rohu), 3134 nucleotides long. RefSeq names its product protein mono-ADP-ribosyltransferase PARP12-like. Bases 86 to 2410 code for a protein of 774 amino acids. The transcript has 12 exons. The record is from RefSeq and is a predicted model, not a curated record. Gene Ontology annotation, molecular function: metal ion binding; NAD+ poly-ADP-ribosyltransferase activity. NCBI's taxonomy places the organism in Eukaryota, Metazoa, Chordata, Actinopteri, Cypriniformes, Cyprinidae.
CCUUUUGUUUAAGUUUCGUUUUCCUUACCUCCGGAAUCACUUUUGUUUCCUUGUGAGUCGAUAAACUCGACUGAUUCACUUCAACAUGACGGAGGCGGCGAUCGUCAAGAAGAUCUGCGCUCAUAAUGGAUCUAUGAACUACGAUGCUUUGAUAUCAAUAUUCGGUCUGUACGAUGACGCCAUGGGCUCGGUGGUCGGCAGGAGCGAGUCGUGUGCGGUCGCGUUCGUGAACGGACAGAAGAAAGUGAUCGGCCGAACCAAAGUGCGCCUGUGUCGAGCACAAAACUGCACGGGCUGCUCCAAUCUGCACCUGUGCAAGUGGUUUCUGUUCGGUUCCUGCCGCUUCGACAAAGGAAGACGAGGAUGUCGUUUCAGUCAUGAUGUGGUCUCAGGUCAGAAUCUGUUAGUUUUGACGGCUCAUGGUCUGGACACACUGGAUGUAAAGGAGUUGUGUAUUCUGCUCAUGCAGAGCGAUCACUCACUCCUGCCAGCGGUGUGUCAUUCGUAUAACAACGGUACGGGGCCGUACGGCCGCUGUCAGGAUGCUGAGAACUGCAAGCGGCUCCACAUCUGUGAGAAAUAUCUGCGCGGCCCCUGCGACUGCACUCGCUCUCACGAUUUCUACGAGCCGCAUCCUCUGAAGACGCUGCAGGACAGAGGCGUCACCCCCGAGCUCAUGGGCAUCAUGAAGGAUCUGUACUCCAAUAUUGAAGUCCUGAGGCAUCUUUCCAAAGCAGCUUCAGCUCCAAACGCAGCCGGACCGAACGCCAAAAGAGGCCCGAACGCACAGAACCGGAGGCCGUCGACUGGUUUUAACGCAGGCAGAGGACAGGAGGCUCAGAGGACUCCACACUACAACACAGAGAAAACGGAGAUCUGCAUGUAUUUCAUCAAAGGACACUGCAAACAUGGUGGCUCGUGUAGGAGGGAGCAUUCCACUCUGCCCUAUAAGUGGGAAGUUAGGGAAGGAUCCGAAUGGAAGGCUCUUCCUGACAACGAGGCCAUCGAGAAAGAUUACUGCAAUCCUGCAAGAACAUGCAGCUCUGGAAUAAACCCGGUUCAUUUCGAUAUGAUGAGCCAAGGCUGUUACAGCGUGCGGCGUCUGUCGACGGUACCGUCGGUGCUCCAGCCCACCUUCAUCCUGACCACCGAGUGGAUCUGGUACUGGGAGGACGAGUUUGGGAACUGGAUUCAGUAUGCUACAGCGGACGGGGGUCACCACUUGUCCUCCAUCUCCAGCGCUGAACUCGAGCAGAAGUAUCAGGCCGAUAAUAACGCCGUGGUGGAGUUCACAGCCGGAUCGCAGACGUACGAGCUCAGCUUCACGGAUAUGAUCCAGACAAACAAACGCUACGCAACCAAAAAAGUCAUCAGACGUCGGCCCAAAUUUGUGUCGCCAGCUGAUGUUCAAACAAUCAAGACAACGAAAAGGAUGCCUAACAAUUUCAAGGCUCUGCCGGAUCACUGGGAUAAAGCUCUGACUCCUGAAACCGGAUAUAAGAGAGUGUCGCUGCAGAGCACAUCACCCGAAUACAUCAAAAUCAAAGAACUGUUCCAGCUCACCAUGGUCGGCUUUAAAAUCCUGAGGAUCGAGCGGAUCCAGAACAAAGCAUUAUGGGAAGUGUAUCAGUGGCAGAAGGACUAUAUGAAAAAGAAUAACGGAGGCAGAGACGUGCCCGAGAAACAGCUCUUCCACGGCACCGACAGCAAGCAUUUAGACGCCAUCUGCCAUAACAACUUCGACUGGAGGAUUUGUGGAACUCACGGCACGGCCUACGGAAAAGGUAGUUAUUUUGCCAGGGAUGCCAAAUACUCGCACAGCUACACCAAAGACUCGGGCACUCGUACCAUGUUUGUGUGUCGCAUCCUGGUCGGCGACUACACCAAAGGUGAAUCCAGCUUCCUGCGGCCUCCAUCCAAAGACGGCGGAGACACCAUCUUCUACAACAGCUGUGUGAAUGACGUCUACGAUCCGUCCAUAUUUGUAGUGUUUGAAAAGCACCAGAUCUAUCCUGAAUAUCUCAUCGAGUACAGAGACUCCAGCGGGUUUGAUGUACCAUCACAUUCUGUGGCGGCAAAACCAGCAGUGGCAGCGAGGAGACCCGUAGCUGUUUCUGCAACUCCCAUUCGCCCCUCCUAUAUCAGUCCCUACACAGCUGCAUCUUCUUCACACUCUUCCCCUUCAUAUACCUCCUCCUCCUCCUCCUCCUCAAACACCUCCUUCUAUAAACCCUCCUCAGCUGCAUCAUCCUCAUAUACUGCCUCCUAUAUUUCAUCCUUAAACACCUCCUCCACAAGCGCCUCUUCCUCCUCCUCAGCGUAUGCUCCUUCUCCUCCACGAUCCUCUUCCUCAUAUGGCUCAACUUCUCCAAAGCCUUCAAAGUCAGACAAUCAGUGCAUCAUUUCCUGACCGUGUGAUCAGGCACCAUGUGAUCACAUUGUUUGCUUUAGAGGAAGCCAGUACAAUGUUAAUAGUGAUAAUCAAGUUAUAAACGUUACACAGUAAUCACAAAUGGCAUAAAAAUGAUCUCAAGUCUUAAACUCUCAGGUUAAAGUCAUGAUGAAACAGUAGCAGCGACAGAUCCUUUCUUCUUUAUUCUGACGUACAUCCAAAUGUAACACAUUAUUGAAAAAGAAAUAAAAUGCAGGGCGGGGCUUGGUUCUGUGCAUCAGCUGUUGAUUGGAUGUUGAGAUGUGGGCGUGGCUCUCAAAAGUGUAUGCAGAUGAGCUUGAGCUUGCAGCUAAUGAAGUACCUGGAGGUUGUGGCAAAUAGCACUAAAAUUAAAUUUGCCACUUAUUAGAAUUGUAUUUCAGUAAUGUCUGCAGACUCUGCAGCUGCUUCUUACAGUAAUGCUAAUACAGUAAUUAUUGUUGUCCAGUGUGAAAAAAUGCCUUCUAGCCUCAAGUGUAACUGGAGAAGACUUGCAAAAUCAUGACCAAAAAAUAUAUAUAAAAUAUAUACUAAAAUACAUAACAUGCACUUGGAAAACAGUCAGGAUGAAUUUUUAUUUCAUGCCACCUUUAAUGGCAGUGUAUAAUUUGUCUUUACUUGAAUCUUUGUAAUAAUCUCAAUAUUUGAGAUACUUGUCACAAUAAAGCUUUCCAAUACACAACUUUAACAGAAUGAAGUAUUU